ACUAUACAAGUCUCUACAAAAGAUUUUGAGAGAGAGAGAGAGAGAUUAUAUAUAGGAAUAGUAACAUGUUCAUGUACUACUUUAUUCUCUUCUUUAUCCUUCGCCUUUCCACAGCCCAAGGCGAUUGCACUCCAACAACAUGCUCCGAUCGCGGUCCUACAAUCCGCUUCCCAUUCCGUCUAAAGAACCAACCACCUCAUUGCGGCUAUCUCGGGUUCGAUCUCUCUUGCUCUCCAAACAACACCGACACUCUCCUCAACCUCCCCUAUUCCGUCCAAGUUCUAGUCACCAAUAUCGAUUACAAAUCCCAAUUGAUUCACAUCGAAGACCCCAACAACUGCUUCCCACAACAGCUUCAAAACCUCAGUUUGUCCACCACUCCCUUUCAAUUUGUUGGUUAUCAGAACAAUUUUAGUCUAUUCAGUUGCCCCCCUUCAACGAAUCCGGAUUUCUCGUUUUUGAUGAUCCCUUGCCUCGGUGGCGAUGGUCGUGAAGUUCGUGUCGGGCGCGAUGACAGUAUCAAGUAUGCACCCCCCCAGCUCAUAUCGUGCAGAAAGAUGUUUAAUGUUCCGUCGGUUCCCUAUGAGGUGUUUGAUCAAACACCUCAUCUGCAGUUGAAAUGGCUCCAACCGGUUUGCGGAGAAUGUGAGGCGAAAGGAAAGUUUUGUAGGUUGAAGAGGAACAGCACGAGCGAUGAAAUUGAAUGCUUUGGCGACCUCAAUCCACUUACAAAAGGUCAUAACUUGGUGAUUGCAGGUGAGACUUUAGGCCCAUUUCUUCUUCUUGUAAUCCUCGCUGCAAUGUUUUGGUUCUAUAGACAAAAGAAAAUAAAGAGAGAAGAUAAUCUAAAGAUUGAGAGGUUCUUGGAGGAUUAUAGAGCUUUGAAGCCGGCAAGAUACUCUUAUGCCGAUAUCAAGAAAAUCACAAAUCAAUUCAAUGAGAAAGUAGGCCAAGGAGGAUAUGGAACAGUGUACAAGGGACAACUUUCCAAUGAUGUUUAUGUUGCAGUUAAGAUUCUCAAUAGCACUAAGGAAAAUGGGGAAGAUUUCAUCAACGAAGUGGGAAUAAUUGGUACCAUCCACCAUGUCAAUGUGGUUCGCUUGGUUGGAUAUUGUGCUGAUGGAUUCAGAAGAGCUCUUAUUUACGAGUUCUUACCAAAUGAUUCCCUAGAAACGUUUGCAUCCUCUGAUCACAGGAAGCGUUCACUUGGUUGGAAGAAGCUGCUAGAAAUUGCUAUGGGCAUAGCCAAAGGAAUUGAAUAUCUUCACCAAGGGUGUGAUCAACAAAUCCUUCAUUUCGACAUUAAACCACAUAACAUUUUGUUGGACGAGAACUUGAAUCCGAAGAUAACGGAUUUUGGUCUAGCAAAGUUGUGUUCAAAGGAACAAAGUGUUGUAUCCAUGACUACUGCUCGUGGUACCAUUGGCUAUAUUGCACCGGAAGUGUUCUCUAGGAACUUCGGGAAUGUGUCAUACAAAUCAGAUAUUUAUAGUUUCGGAAUGUUGUUGCUUGAAGUGGUUGGAGGGAAAAAGAAUUUUGAUGUAAUGGUGAGUAGCACAAACCAAGUAUACUUUCCAGAAUGGAUUUACAAUUGUUUAGAAAGGGGAGAAGAACUGGGAAUUCAUAUACAGGAUGAAGGAGAUGCCAAAAUUGCAAAGAAGUUAGCAAUUGUGGGACUUUGGUGCAUUCAGUGGUAUCCAGUUGACAGGCCUUCAAUGCAUGUUGUGAUUCAAAUGUUGGAAGGAGAUGGAGACACUCUGAUCAAACCUCCCAAUCCAUUUGCCUCUACAAAUCCAACAAUGACCACGGGACAGGCGAAUGGAAGGCCUUUUACCAGCGAAUUGGAAGUUAUUGUUGAAUCUGAGUGAAAAAUAUAUAACCACUAUUUGUUAUUCAUGGAGAGUAGUCUCUUUCACCAAUUGAUAAGUACGUGACAACUUGAGAUGUAAAAAAAAAGUGAUACGCAACAAAUUUUAGUCUACCGAUGUAUGGCCUUACCAUAAAACUUAUGUUGUGGUUUGAAAUAGGUUAUUUGCCUCCAAGUUAUUGGGUACCAUAUGUUCACGACCAAUUUAUGAUGUUACUUUUAUCGUCUU
Molecule: messenger RNA, 2096 nt
Organism: Rhododendron vialii
Lineage: Eukaryota; Viridiplantae; Streptophyta; Magnoliopsida; Ericales; Ericaceae
Product: rust resistance kinase Lr10-like
Exons: 4
Coding region: 66-1868 (600 amino acids)
Biological process (GO): protein phosphorylation
Molecular function (GO): ATP binding; polysaccharide binding; protein kinase activity
Source: RefSeq, a predicted model, not a curated record